GAGAAAUGUUUUUUUAUUAAGGUUUUUUGCUUGUUUAUGACUGUGAUUUUAAAUCAAUGAACCUGACAGAGUUUAAUCAGUCUGAUGGCUGUGAUCAUUUCUCCUGUCCAGAGAGAUCUGUAUCUCCUGCAGUUUAUAUCUUACUGUACGUGUGUUCAGCUGCUGUGGUUCUGCUAACAGUGUGUGGAAAUCUGCUGGUCAUCAUCUCUGUUCUUUACUUCAAGCAGCUUCACACACCAACAAACAUGCUGCUGCUCUCUCUGGCUGUGUCGGAUUUCUUGGUCGGACUUUUCGUAAUGCCAUUUCACUUCACGUGGCUGAUCGAGUCUUGCUGGAUGUUCGGACACAUUUUUUGCAUCCUGUUUAAUUUUAUGAGCUUUCAGCUCACGAGUGUGUCUGUAGGAAACGUGGUUCUGAUUUCUCUUGAUCGUUACAUGGCUUUAAGCAAUCCUUUUCUGUACCUGAAGGAUAUCACGUCUAAAAUUGUUCACACUCUGAUAGGCUUGUCAUGGGUUUUUUCAUUUUUGUAUAACUUUGUGUUUUUUUACGUGAAUGGAAACUUUACAGAUUUAUUUCUGUGUCCCGGUGAAUGUCUGGUCAGCACUUACGACGAAGUCGGCUCGGUAAUCGACCUCAUUUUCAUCGUUGUGAUUCCCUGUAGUUUGAUGCUUGUGUUGUACUUCCAGGUCUUUGUAAUUGCUCGGAGGCAUGCAAAUGCCAUACGAGAUCUCAAUCAAAACAAGAAAAACAUCUCAAAAAAUGUAUCAGAGGUAAUGAAAUCUGAAAGAAAAGCUGCUAAAGUGCUGGGCAUUCUGGUUUUUGUGUUUCUGGGAUGUUUGGUGCCUUAUUACAUCUGUACUUUAAUGAGCAAUACAGCGUCAUCGUAUAUCGUGAUCAAUAAUAUUCUAAUUCUUUUUUAUCUAAAUUCAUCCAUUAAUCCUGUUAUCUAUGCUCUGUUUUACUCCUGGUUCCAGAAGUGCACAAAAAUGAUUUUAUCCUGCAAAAUAUUGCACACGGAUUGUUCUUUUGUAAAUGUAGUAUAAAAAAGCUACUGAUUAAAGCACAAAACCACACCUGGUUUGAAUAACUUAAUUAAAACAAUAAUCAACUAAAGAAAAUGUAAAAAAAAAUGAUACUUUGUCUUGCAGACAUUAUGGCAAUGCUUUACUUUAAGGUUCCCUAAACCACGAUGAUUUACUUCACUAUUAAUAAACUAAAGAAUCAGAAUCAGAUUUA
Tachysurus fulvidraco (yellow catfish) is the source of this 1236-nucleotide messenger RNA. RefSeq names its product trace amine-associated receptor 13c-like. The transcript has a single exon. The coding region runs from base 57 to 1043 and encodes 328 amino acids. Gene Ontology annotation, cellular component: membrane. Gene Ontology annotation, biological process: G protein-coupled receptor signaling pathway. The record is from RefSeq and is a predicted model, not a curated record. Gene Ontology annotation, molecular function: trace-amine receptor activity. NCBI's taxonomy places the organism in Eukaryota, Metazoa, Chordata, Actinopteri, Siluriformes, Bagridae.